Molecule: messenger RNA, 984 nt
Organism: Psammomys obesus (fat sand rat)
Lineage: Eukaryota; Metazoa; Chordata; Mammalia; Rodentia; Muridae
Gene: Rnf225
Product: ring finger protein 225
Exons: 1
Coding region: 1-984 (327 amino acids)
Biological process (GO): protein ubiquitination
Molecular function (GO): ubiquitin protein ligase activity
Source: RefSeq, a predicted model, not a curated record
AUGCCGUGUCCUCGGCUGCCCUGGCUCCGCCGCCACCGGGCCUCCCAGGGCUCGGGUCCCGUUUCCCCAGGUACCCUCUCUGCACCUAGCUCCCCUAGCAGAGGCGAAGAUGAGGACGCGGAGGAGGAGGGUGAUGGCACCCCUGGCUCAGGCCCCAUCCUGGCCCCCUCAUCACCCAUGGAAUGUCUUAUCUGCGUGUCACCUUUCGAUGGAGUUUUCAAGCUGCCUAAACGCCUGGACUGUGGCCACAUCUUCUGUCUCGAGUGCCUGGCACGUCUGUCGCUGGCUACUUCGGGUGGCGGCGACGCAGUGGCUUGUCCCAUGUGCCGGGCGCCCACACGCUUGGCCCCGAGGCGGGGGCUGCCCGCUCUGCCCACACAGCCCGGUCUGCUGCCUCGCGAUGCUCGAGCAGCAGUACCACGUCAGGGCUCCGUGCGCUUCGACCGCCGCCGGGGCCUUCUGUACUUGCGGCCACCGCCACCAACUCCAGGGCCACGCAAGAGCCGCACAGUGCGCGCCCCGCCGCCUCCACCUCCGCUGCGCCUCGGCCGCCCUCUGUCGCGUCGCCUGUCCCUGAGCAGUCCAGCAUGGGCCUUCAACGCAGCGGUGGCGCUGGCAGUGCUGGUGGCCGCGGGCCUCGUGGUCUCUGGUGUCUAUAUUUUCUUCCUCAUUCCUCAUGUCACCACCUCUAGCUCCACGCGGCCUCAGAUCGUGGCGUUGGCCCCUGAAAAUGGCUUCUGGGUCCCACCGCGGCCCACGCCAGUGGCGCCCUGGACCCACGCCUGGACAUCCCUCCCCACGAAGUCUGACCUGGACGAUACUCUACCAGAGGCUAAGAAGGACACACCGGAGCUUGAGGAGGCUGCCAAGAAUCCAGUAGUAGAGACACAAGGAAUUCCGGAUACACCAACAGAUCAAACACCAAAGGCAAAAACUGACCUUGGCUGGGACCCACAGGCAUUGGUUUAUGGGAAGAGGGUGUAA